GUAGAGCGGCACCCCAACAUGAGUGCGCCGUCGGCGGUGGCGACUCCCGCCUUUUCCUUUCCCCACGAGUCCAGCCCUUCCCAGAAAGUGCCUCCGGGUCACAUCCGGCCGCCGGCGGAAGCAAUGAGAAUGGCGGGCUGUCUGCGGUUGCUAGGCGAUGGUCGUCUGUGGGGCCGCGUUUGGGGCAGAGGGCAGCUACCAAACUGCUUGGACAGAAGGACAUUCUUUGGAUGCCCCCACUCUAAAGCUAUCUCCAACUUGAUAUGGCUGCGAAAAGAGACUUCCUGGAGGCCUCGCACAUCUGGAGUUUCCACUGCGGCAGCUGCCAAGUCUGGAGAGGAUGCAGUGCUCAAAUGGGGCCUCCUCACUAUCCCUGUGGUUACAUUGUGCCUCGGCAUGUGGCAGGUUCAGCGGCGGAAAUGGAAACUGAAGCUGAUUGCCGACUUGGAGGCCCGAGUUGCAGCAGAGCCAGUCCCGCUGCCAUUUGACCUCCUGGAGUUGAAGGAGUUGGAGUACAAGCCAGUCAGAGUCCGCGGAUAUUUUGACCAUACAAAGGAGUUGUACAUACUUCCACGUUCCCUGGUAGAUGCAAAGAAAGAGGCCAGGGCCGCCGGCCAGCUGAUGUCGAAUCCAGAGAGUGGUGCGAACGUGAUCACACCCUUUUACUGCACGGAUCUUGGAAUCACAAUUCUCGUCAACAGGGGCUUCGUUCCAAGAAAGAAGGUGAAGCCAGAGACCAGGCUGCAAGGACAGAUCCAGGAAGAAGUGGAGCUCACCGGAGUGGUGAGGCUGUCUGAAACCCGCAAGCCCUUUGUCCCAGAGAACAACGUGGAGCAGAACCGCUGGCAUUACCGAGACCUGGAAGCCAUGGCAAGAGUGACCGGAGCUGAGCCCAUUUUUAUCGAUGCGGAUUACAAGAGCACAGUCCCAGGGGGGCCAAUUGGAGGCCAGACAAGAGUGACCUUGAGAAAUGAGCACAUGCAGUAUAUUAUUACCUGGUAUGGCUUGUGUGCAGCCACAUCGUACAUGUGGUACAAGAAGUUCAUCCAGAAAGUGCACCUCUGAGAUUCAGUUCCUUAAUGCAGUGGCUUGUAAGAGCAGCUGUCUUGUUCAGCCAGAAUAGUCACAAAGCAGCUGACUAUUUCACAGGUCACUCACUGAUCAUGGCUAGAAGGCAGUGUCUAGGUGUUCUGCUGGAAGCUGGCUACAGGUGUCGUAAGCACAAAUUAAUCUUGGGAGGGCCAGGAGGUUACUUGGAUCAAAGGUUUACCAAUCAGGGUUCAUUAAAUGCAGAAGGCAGAGCUGAAAGGGGAGAAAACAGGAUGCCACUCUUGGCACGAAGGUUCUUGUUCUUCAGCUUCAGAAGCAAAUGGAAAAAAUCAGUGACUGUACAGCAGUUUGAGGAAAGUUUGGGGCAGAAUGCCAGAACUGUGACCCAAGCCAUCAGAUUUCUUGAAAUAUGGGACUGGUUAAUAAAUCAUAAGAUGGUUUUCAGCUUUUUGUCAUUUUUCUGGUUACCAAGACUGAAGCCCUGCGACUGUUUUUGUACUACAUCAUGUAAGAAGUUUGAAGAUGGG
Molecule: messenger RNA, 1577 nt
Organism: Gekko japonicus
Lineage: Eukaryota; Metazoa; Chordata; Lepidosauria; Squamata; Gekkonidae
Gene: SURF1
Product: surfeit 1
Exons: 9
Coding region: 19-1065 (348 amino acids)
Biological process (GO): mitochondrial respiratory chain complex IV assembly
Cellular component (GO): membrane; mitochondrion
Source: RefSeq, a predicted model, not a curated record